Chaetomium strumarium is the source of this 909-nucleotide messenger RNA. Its product is annotated as Endoribonuclease L-PSP/chorismate mutase-like protein. The record is from RefSeq and is a predicted model, not a curated record. The transcript has a single exon. The coding region runs from base 294 to 746 and encodes 150 amino acids. Gene Ontology annotation, molecular function: deaminase activity. Gene Ontology annotation, cellular component: mitochondrion; cytosol. Lineage: Eukaryota; Fungi; Ascomycota; Sordariomycetes; Sordariales; Chaetomiaceae.
GAUGUGUGUACGACCUUUUGCGUUCUUACUGCUUGUAUCUCGGAACGGAUCACGGAUGUCAACGUGGAGGAAGGUGUAUGGUGGCCUGAGCUCAGUGCGGAGGUGGAGCGGAGAAAUGCGGGAUUGCGGGGUGUCCCCCAAGUCCCACAGCUCGCGGGAAAUGGACUGUCGAGUGAUUGAUCGAUAGAUAAUUUGCGAAGAGGUCAGCGGAAGGGGGAAAUUGUGCUGGAAGUCACACCAGCAACCCCGGUUCACCAGCUUCUCAGCUCAUUUUACCCUGGAACCUCGACACGAUGGCAUCACCCAACGGGACAGGUUAUCUCCUCCCAUCCGGGGCCCAGGGCCUCGCCAACUACCCUCACGCCCGAACCAUUCCCAGCACGGCCAAGGCGAUAUUUGUGUCGGGAAUCUCCAGUCGCCGACCUGACGGCACAUUUGAAGGUUGUGAGACGAGGCCUGACGGCUCUUACGAACUUGAUUGCGGCGCACAGUCAGCGGCUGUGCUGCGGAACAUUGAGACGGUCAUCCGAGGUGCUACCGACGGCAAAUGCGGCCUAGAGAGCGUCGUUGACGCGACGGUAUUCCUGGUGGACAUACCGCGCGAUUAUGGGGCCAUGAACGCCGAGUGGAAUAAGAUCUGGCCAGAUCGCACCAAGGCCCCAGCGCGGACGUGUGUGCAGGUUGCGGGGUUGCCGAACGCGAAGAUCCUUGUCGAGAUCAAGUGUCAGGCAGUCGUGUCGGAUUGACGAAGGCAACGGACGGCUAGACGGCUCUCGGUUGGCAAGUUGUCUUGGGAGGCUGCCUAGCUAGCUUCAGGAGGAAGUGUGAGCCGGUCCAGCCGGAAACAUCGGAACCUUGGAACCUGGGAACCUCGAAGUCUGCUUGGUGGAGAGCGAGAAAGGGGCUGAU